AUGGAUAUAAAACGGCCGCCCCGAUGGAGUAUUCCCCAUCAGACCGUCGUACCUGGCUAUCGACUACGCCCUUGCAACCUCCGACAUAAACAUGAGAUCACCAUCGGUUCUUCUCUGGGCUUUGGCCUCUCCGUGGCCGUGGCCACCUGCCCGCCUACAGGCCCCGUCCUCCCACCGCCCAGGCUGUGUACACCCGGAAACCUCACGGCCUCGCUCCAGCAGUCUCUGAAGCAACUCUCUACUCUUCCAUACCCUUCUUCAACAUGUCCACCACGUCAUUCUCUGUCCAAGUCACCUCUCCCAAGUAUACCUUCUUCGAGUAUCACCACACUGCACCCAUUAAGGGACCCUCGGGCGUGGAAAAAAGUCGACGGCAACACAGUGUACCGCAUUGCCUCAAUCUCAAAGCUAAUCACGGCAUAUGUCUUGCUGCUCCAAGACGGCAUCAACCUCGAUGAUCCCAUCACCGACUUUGUCCCCGAGCUCUCGGCCCCAGGGUUAGAGACGUACCGGGAUAUCACGCUGAGAAUGCUGAUGACCCAGAUAGGCGGUGCUGCCCGAGACACACUUGAUGUCGCGCUGAGGAUUCCCCCUGGCGCGGCCGAGAUGCUUGGUCUUCCUCCUGCCGAGUUUCACCCAGGUUACCCGACAUGCAACUUGAUCCCUGAUAAUCGGUGCACCCGAGAUGACCUUCUCGACACCAUUCGUACCGCGGGUAAUCCCUGGAAAACGGGGCAAAGGGCAGCAUACUCCAAUUUAGGCUUCCCCCUACUUGGGUAUGCCCUCGAGAACAUCUCUGGACUCCCGUACGGGGAAGUCAUCGGAAAAUACAUCAGAGAGCCUCUCGGCCUUGCCACCACGAGCUUGGAGCUCACGGCCCUGGAAGAUGCCAUCGUGCCCGUUGGCAUGGGUGCCGAAUGGAUCACCAUGCCCGUGGGCAUCUAUAAUGCCACCGCCGGCCUCUACUCCACACCCAAGGAAGUCGCCGAGAUCACACGCAGCAUCCUCAGCCACACCCUGCUCUCCGAAGCCCGAGUGAAUGCCUGGCUUAAGCCCGCCGUCUUCACCUCCUCCACGCACAGCGCUCGCCCGACCGAGAUCUACACCAAGGAGGGCGGCGUCCCUGGCUUUGGGUCCUACGUGGCCCUCGUCCCCGAGUACGGCAUUGGCAUCACCAUCAACGCCGCGGGCGAUGAUCCAGGUAGCGGACCCGAGGGUGGCUGA
Messenger RNA from Microdochium trichocladiopsis, 1224 nucleotides. Its product is annotated as beta-lactamase/transpeptidase-like protein. Bases 1 to 1224 code for a protein of 407 amino acids. Lineage: Eukaryota; Fungi; Ascomycota; Sordariomycetes; Xylariales; Microdochiaceae. The record is from RefSeq and is a predicted model, not a curated record. The transcript has 5 exons.